ACGCCGAACCUCUUCUCUGGGGGCCCUCUUCCCCUCGGCGGAGUCUCAUCCCGUACGACGUCGGGACUGUGCCAUUUGGGGUUGAAUGUUCCCCUCCGAGAGCGCAUGGCUGAGGACGCCAGACGCGGGCCGGGCCCCCGAAGGGCCGCCGUCCGGGAGGCGGUGAUGCUGCUGCUGUGCCUGGGGGUCCCCACCGGGCGCCCCUACAACGUGGACACCGAGAGCGCGCUGCUUUACCAGGGCCCCCCCAACACCCUUUUCGGCUACUCGGUGGUGCUGCACAGCCACGGGCCCCGGCGAUGGCUCGUCGUGGGGGCUCCCACCGCCGACUGGCUCGCCAAUGCCUCCGUGGUCCAUCCCGGGGCCAUUUACAGAUGCCAGAUCGGAAAUAACCCAAACCGGACUUGUCAGCAGCUCCAGCUGGGUAGCCCUCAAGGAGACCCUUGUGGAAAGACUUGUUUGGAAGAAAGAGACAAUCAGUGGUUGGGGGUCACGCUUUCCAGACAGCCAGGAGAAAAUGGAUCCAUCGUGACUUGUGGGCAUAGAUGGAAAAAUAUAUAUUACAUGAAGAAUGAAAAUAAGCUCCCCACGGGUGGUUGCUAUAGAAUGCCCUCUAAUUUACGAACAGAACUGAGUAAAAGACUAGCUCCAUGUUAUCAAGAUUAUGUGAAAAAUUUUGGAGACAAUUUCGCAUCAUGUCAAGUUGGAAUAUCUAGUUUCCACAUGGAGGAUUUAAUUGUGAUGGGAGCUCCAGGAUCAUCUUAUUGGACUGGCUCUAUUUUUGCCUACAAUAUCACUGCAAAUAAAUACACGGCUUUUUUAGACAAAGACAAUCAAGUAAAAUUUGGAAGUUACUUAGGGUACUCAGUCGGAGCUGGUCAUUUUCGGAGUAGGGAUACCACCGAAGUCGUCGGAGGAGCCCCUCAACAUGAACAGAUUGGUAAAGCAUACAUAUUCAGAAUUGAUGAAAGGGAACUAAAGAUCUUACAUGAAAUGAAAGGUAAAAAGCUUGGCUCUUAUUUUGGAGCUUCUAUCUGUGCCGUGGACCUCAACGCAGACGGCUUCUCGGACCUGCUGGUGGGAGCUCCCAUGCAGAGCAGCAUCAGGGAGGAAGGCAGAGUGUUCGUGUACAUCAACUCCGGCUCAGGAGCAGUAAUGAAUGAAAUGGAAGCAGAGCUCGUUGGAAGUGACAAAUACGCUGCAAGAUUUGGGGAAUCUAUAGUUAAUCUUGGUGACAUCGAUAAUGAUGGCUUUGAAGAUGUUGCUAUUGGAGCUCCACAGGAAGAUGACUUGCGAGGUGCCAUUUAUAUUUACAAUGGUGGAGCGGAUGGGAUCUCGUCAGCCUUCUCACAGAGAAUUGAAGGGCUUCAAAUCAGCAAAUCCUUAAGUAUGUUUGGACAGUCCAUAUCUGGGCAAAUUGAUGCAGAUAAUAAUGGAUAUAUGGAUAUAGCAGUUGGUGCUUUUCGGUCUGAUUCUGCUGUGUUGCUAAGGACAAGACCUGUAGUGAUUGUCGAAGCUUCUUUAAACCAUCCUGAGUCAGUAAAUAGAACAAAUUUUGACUGUAUUGAGAAUGGAUUGCCUUCUGUGUGCAUGGAUCUAACACUCUGUUUCUCAUACAAGGGCAAAGAGGUUCCAGGUUAUAUUGUUUUGUUUUAUAACAUGAGUUUGGAUGUGAGCAGAAAGGCGGAGUCUCCAUCGAGGUUUUACUUCUCUUCUAAUGGAACUUCCGAUGUGAUUACAGGAAGCAUGAAAGUAUCAAGCACAGUCGCUAACUGUAGAACACAUCAAGCAUUUAUGCGGAAAGAUGUGCGAGACAUCCUCAAUCCAAUUCAGAUUGUAGCUGCUUACCACCUUGGGCAUGAUAUCACCAGUAAACGAAGUAUAGAGGAAUUCCCACCACUCCAGCCAAUUCUUCAGCAGAAGAAAGAAAAAGACAUAAUUGAAAAAACAGUAAACUUUGCAAGGUUUUGUGCCCAUGAAAAUUGUUCUGCUGAUUUACAAGUUUCUGGGAAAAUUGGAUUUUUGAAGCCGCACGAAAAUAAAACCUAUCUUGUUGUUGGAAGUAUGAAGACAUUAAUGUUGAAUGUGUCCUUGUUUAAUGCUGGAGAUGAUGCAUAUGAAACAACUCUGCAUAUCAAACUACCCACUGGUCUUUACCUCACUAAGAUUUUAGAUCUGGAAGAGAAGCAAAUAAACUGUGACGUAACAGACAGCUCUGGCAUAGUAAAAAUUGACUGUAAUGUUGGUUAUAUAUUUGUAGAUCAUCUCUCAAGGGUAGAUGUGAGCUUUCUGCUGGAUGCGAGCUCCCUGGGCAGAGCAGAAGAGGAUCUCGGCAUCACAGUGCUUGCCUCCUGCAAAAACGAAGGGGAAAUGGACCGUCUGAAGCAUAACAAAGUGACGUUAGCAGUACCUCUGAGGUAUGAAGUCAUGCUCACUGUGCACGGGUUUAUAAAUCCAACUUCACUUGUGUAUGGAUCAAAGGAGGACCAUGAGCCCGAAACGUGCAUGACAGAGAAAAUGAACUUCACGUUCCAUGUUAUCAACACUGGCCCUAGCAUGGCUCCAAAUGUUAGUGUGGAAAUAAUGGUCCCAAAUUCUUUUAUCCCCCAAACUGAUAAGUUGUUCAACAUUUUGGAUGUCCAGACUAGUUCAGGAGAAUGCCAUUUUAAAAAUUAUCAAAGAACGUGCACAUCAGAAAAGAAAAAAGAUGCAAUGGAGGCCCUAAGAGACAUAUAUAAAUUCUUUUCAAGGACUGAUAAGAGACUAUUGUUCUGCACAAAAGCUGAUCCACAUUGUUUGAAUUUCUUAUGCAAUUUUGGGAAAAUGGAAAGUGGGAAGGAAGCCAGUGUUCACAUUCAGCUGGAAGGCCGGCCAUCCAUCUUAGAAAUGGAUGAGACUUCAGCACUCAAGUUUGAAAUAAGAGCGACAGCUUUUCCAGAGCCACAUCCAAAAAUUAUUGAACUAAACAAGGAUGCCAGUGUUGCACACGUUUGGCUCGAAGGACUACAUCAUCAAAGACCCACACGUCAUUUGACCUUAGCAAUUAUUUCAAGUAGCUUGAUACUUGGACUUAUUUUACUUUUGUUGAUUUCAUAUGUUAUGUGGAAGGCUGGCUUCUUUAAAAGACAGUACAAAUCCAUCCUACAAGAAGAAAACAGAAGAGACAGUUGGAAUUACAUUAACAGUAAAAGCAAUGAUGAUGCUGAUUAAAAGACUUCUUUUAAAUUGAGAAAACCAAGACUCAGUGUAAGUCUCAACGAAUGGAAAAUUGAACUAAAUAAAACAAAUGGACCUCAAUAGACACUUCUCCAAAGAGGACAUACAGAUGGCCAAUAGACAUAUGAAAAAAUGUUCAACAUCACUAAUCAUCAGAAAGAUGCAAAUUAAAAUAACAAUGAGGUAUCACCUCACACCCGCCAGAGUGGCUAUCAUCAACAAACGUCAAGUGCUGCCAAAGAUAUGGUGAAAAGGGAACCUUAGUACACUGCUGACGGGAAUGCAGACUGGUAUAGCCAUUAUGGAAAACAGUAUGGAGGUUCCUCAAAAAAUUAAAAAUGGAUCUGCCAUUUGAUCCAGCAAUCCCACUUCUGGGAAUAUAUUCUCAGAAUCCUGAAACGCCCAUCAGUAGAUGAAUAGAUAAAAAAGUUGUGGUACAUUUACACCAUGGAAUACUCUGCUGCAGUAAAAAAGAAGAAUCACUUUCCCUUUGAGACAGCAUGGAGGGACCUUGUGAGUAUUAUGCUAAGCGAAAUAAGCCAGUCAGAGAAAGAUCAAGUAUCACAUGAUCUCACUCAUAUGUGGAAUCUAAUGAGCAACAUAAACUGAUAAACAAAAUAGAUCCAGAGACAUAGAAGCAUGGAACAGACUGUGGAAUCUCAGAGGGAAGGGAGGGGUGAGUGGGUGGGAUGAGAUCAACCAAUGAACUUGUAUGCGUAUAUGCAUACCCCAUGGACGCGGACA
This is a messenger RNA of Eptesicus fuscus (big brown bat), 3960 nucleotides long. It is a transcript of the gene ITGA4, whose product is annotated as integrin subunit alpha 4. The coding region runs from base 106 to 3210 and encodes 1034 amino acids. Gene Ontology annotation, biological process: integrin-mediated signaling pathway; cell-matrix adhesion; cell-cell adhesion. The transcript is spliced from 29 exons. Gene Ontology annotation, molecular function: integrin binding. The record is from RefSeq and is a predicted model, not a curated record. Gene Ontology annotation, cellular component: external side of plasma membrane; integrin complex. NCBI's taxonomy places the organism in Eukaryota, Metazoa, Chordata, Mammalia, Chiroptera, Vespertilionidae.